Molecule: messenger RNA, 135 nt
Organism: Condylura cristata (star-nosed mole)
Lineage: Eukaryota; Metazoa; Chordata; Mammalia; Eulipotyphla; Talpidae
Product: thymosin beta-4-like
Exons: 1
Coding region: 1-135 (44 amino acids)
Biological process (GO): regulation of cell migration; actin filament organization
Cellular component (GO): cytoplasm
Molecular function (GO): actin monomer binding
Source: RefSeq, a predicted model, not a curated record
AUGUCUGACAAACCUGAUGUGACCGAGAUUGAGAAAUUCAGUAAGUUGAAAUCGAAGAAGACAGAAAUGCAAGAGAAAAAUCCACUGCCUUCAAAAGAAACAACUGAACAGGAGAAGCAAGCAAGCGAAUCAUAG